Molecule: messenger RNA, 1488 nt
Organism: Insectozyma verbasci
Lineage: Eukaryota; Fungi; Ascomycota; Pichiomycetes; Serinales; Debaryomycetaceae
Source: the annotation of a GenBank genome assembly
AUGGACUCAUUUAAUCAUAACGAUUUUCAAAGUGAUCUUUUUGAAUCUGAACCAUCCAUUAAUGAAUUAUUAACAUCUGCUAAAAAAUUUUUAAAUUUACAACCAAGGUUAGAUAAUAGACAUUUAAGAAAUUCAAAUUCGCAAUCUCAACUUAAUCAUAUGAUGAAUAAUACAAAUUAUAAAGAUUUAAUAUCACCGCAAAUAUUGUCAAAUAAUCAUGAUAAAGUAUUAGAUUUAUUAUCACCAUUAUCUAUGGAUGAAUUGAAAAAUAGUGCAAUGACUAGUACUACCACAACUACAACAACGUCAAAUAGCUCAAAUACUAAAUCAUCUAAUUCUAAUUACACUUCACCGAAAAAAACUUGCUCAAAUUUAACCAAAUCAUUUCAAAACACAAAUAAUUCCACAAAUAAUUCCACAAAUAUUACCACAAAAUUAACCGAGUGUCAUAAUUGUGGAACUCAAAAAACUCCACUUUGGAGAAAAAAUAGUGAAGGUCAAACUUUAUGUAAUGCUUGUGGUUUAUUUCAAAAAUUACAUGGUAGAGAUCGUCCAUUAGCUUUAAAAAGUGAUGUUAUAAAGAAGAGGAAUUCGAGAAAAAUUACAAAUAAUUCAAAGAGUUUAAAUUCAAAUCAAUUUAUAAAUACUGGUAUUAAAUAUGAAAAAUCUAAACAACCUGCUCCUUCAUCAUUACCCAAUACACAACCAACCUAUAAACAAAUUUUACCAAAGAUUACACCAACAACAACCACAUCCAUACCAAUUCCAUCGAGGAGUAGUCUUUCAUCUUCUCCACAGCCUUUUUCUCCAUAUUCAUCUUCAUCAUCAUCAUAUACGAUAAAUAAUAAUCAACCAUUUAAAAGGAAAAAAUCUGAAAUUAACCUAGAAGAAUCUGGAACUCCAUUAUCUUCUAGGUCAAGACAACAAUCUACAACUUCACUUUCGAGUAUACCUCAACGUAAAAAUUCAUAUAUCAAUAGAAGAACUUCAGUGCAAAAUUCAUUUACAUCAAAUAAUAUGAGAUUCCCACAACAACUGACUUAUUUUGAAAAUCCAAUACAACCAUGUAUAUCAAGACAUAAUAGUACUCAAAAUUUUGAUACUCCAAAGUCGUAUAAUUCUACAUCAUCAUUAUAUAGAAAUGAAGAUGCUACUCCAAAUUCAAUACCUGCAACUCCAAAUGUUGCUGAUUUAUUGCCAAGAUCUAGACAAAAGAAUAGUUUAAUUGAAGAAUAUAGAGCAAGUAAACCACCAAUUAUACAAUAUCAAGGUAUUGAUGAUGAAAUGUUGCUAUCUGAAUUUAAUUUUAAAAAUAUAGAAAUGAAUGAUGAUGAUUUUUUUAAAAGUUAUACAAGUUUACAUCAAGAAUCUGAAAUGGAUGAUUUUAUAAAGAAAGAACCUGCUAUAAUCGAAGGUUUUGAAAGUAAUUUUAAUAAAGAAGAUAAAACUGAUUAUAAAGAUUUGGAUUGGUUAAAAUUUGAAAUUUAG